This is a messenger RNA of Neocloeon triangulifer, 3973 nucleotides long. Its product is annotated as rho GTPase-activating protein 45-like. Gene Ontology annotation, molecular function: GTPase activator activity. Gene Ontology annotation, biological process: signal transduction; activation of GTPase activity. The coding region runs from base 277 to 3708 and encodes 1143 amino acids. NCBI's taxonomy places the organism in Eukaryota, Metazoa, Arthropoda, Insecta, Ephemeroptera, Baetidae. The transcript is spliced from 17 exons. The record is from RefSeq and is a predicted model, not a curated record.
AGGCGCAGCAAGGCGGCAAAGAAAAAGGAAGCGCGUGCCAAAAGCAGAGAGGGAGUCGAGUGUCCUCAUCCACUGCGCGCUUCACUUUUUUAGUUGGGCUCCAACCGCGGCGUGCGAGAGACGAGGGUCGGGCACGCACGCUAAUGGUACUUCGCCUGUGUCCCCCGAGAACAACACUCGUCCUCGGCAUGACCUGCGACCCGACUCGGAAUAAUAACACCGCAGCACGGAAAAUGAUGCUGGGCUCGCUGGAAAGUUGAAUAUCCCAAAACUGAAAUGAUGGAAGGCCCUGGUCGGGCGGUGGGUCUGCAGCGGCUCUCAUCCUCUUCGGGUGUGUCGAGCAUCAGCGUGUCACAUGGCAUGUCGUCCGUGCGCUCAAUGUCGGUCGCAAGCAUCAGUUCCGAGGGAAGUUCCGAGAGCCACAGCGUCGAGCAAGAAGAAAUCUCCGCUCUAACGCACGACGUAAGGGCGUUCAAGGAGGCGCUCGGUCAUCUCCGGAGGAUAUUCCAACACUCAGAGAGAGAUUUGCAAGACAAUGUGAGAACAAUGGCGCACGACAGAUUAGGUGAGGUGCUGCGAAUUUUGAGAGUGGUACUUGAGAAACACCACACCUUGCAGAACACUGAACUUCUAAUGGCAGCCGGAGCUCUCAUACAGCAAGUUAAAGGGCACGAUUAUGAGGAUGACAAGGCGAGCACAAAGGAAUUUUUUGACUCCAUUGACAAACUGGCUCUUGCGUUCAGCAGCAGGGUUUCCGAAUAUCUGAUGGGUGACUUGGAUGUUGUCAACCUGCCGUUCACCAACGCUGUGACGAGCAAGACCAAGUCUUACGAAACCCUGACAUGCAAAGCCGCGUCGGUCCGAGGACGGUCGGCCGGAAUGGACGAGCCGAGUUUGCCAGGAGAACAGGAGUCCGAGUUGCUCAAAAUCGAGCACUCGGUGGAGGCGUUGCUGCGACGGGCCAAACUCUGCUCCAAAUACCUCAAGGACGUGGUCAUGUACGUGGAGAAACGGGCACUUCUAGAUCUCGAAUACGCCAAAAAUCUGUCCAAACUCGCCAUGACCGUCAAGCCAUUCAUUUGCGAAGAGAGCCACUUUCCGCUCCAAGGCAUUUUCUGCCACGCCUUGGACAACGACACGGACAACUGCAACGCGUACCUGGACACAGGAGCUCUCAUCUUGGGAUCAAAGUUUCUGGAGCCGAUGAGAGCGCGGCGGUUGGAGCACGAGAGGAGGCGGAAGCAAUUAAAAGAGCAGUGGCAACGAGAGAUGCGACGCAUGCAAGAGGCCGAGGGCGUAAAACGGAAGGCGUACGCGAUUUUCGCGCAACGCCAGCAGGCGGCCAAGGCUGUCGUCGACCUCGACACCAAGCCCGAGCGCCGGCGAAAGGUCGACGAUGACGCCAUCCAGAAAGCGUUCGAGGCGGAGAGCACGUACAAGAAAGCGUGUCUCGACGUGGAGACGCAGGCCCGCCACCUGCAGAAGGUCAAGGCCGAAGUUCUGCACAGCCUGCAAGCCCUGCUGCUUCAGUACGACCAGACCAUCAAAGCCACCACGAUGAACUACUUUCAGCUGCAGCACAACCAAAGUUCCCUUACACCGAUACAGUUUCAGAGGCUGUAUGAAAGCAGCAGUCAUUACGAGCCUGGGCAGCAGUACCAUGAAUUUGUGAAGCGAUUCUGCGCUUUGGCUAGUCAAAAGCACGCACUGCAAAGUUCAGCAAGCAUGUCACAAGUCAUGGACGCUGCAGGCGACCCAGAUGUCUUUAUUCAAGGUUCUGGUCGAGGACCGUUCCAAGUCAAGCAGGCGUGGGGAAGCUUCAAACGAGGCCAACAGGCGGAAAGCGAUUCUGACAGCAGCCACAGUGGCAAAAGUCGCGAGUCCUCGCCCGUUUUGAAUUCGCCACCGGCGACCAGGUCGUCUGGUGAUGAAAUCGACCAAAAGGAAGACGAACAUGUGAUUUUGCCGGAUGACGUUUCAAAAGCUUCCCUUUCGCACAAGCUUAAAAUUCUAAACUUGGACAGGAGCAGUCAUCUGAGGUGCUCUGAAUGUGAUAAUAAAAUUUACGGAGAUGCUCUUCAAUGUGUUGAGUGUGGCCUGAAUUGUCAUAGAGGGUGUUUGCUCAAACUGAACGUGUUCUGCGGUACACCUAAGCUGCCAGAAAACUAUGGCGUUUUCGGCACAAGCCUUAGCCAGCACUUGCAAGAGAGCGGAUGCAGCAUUCCACCAGUCAUUACCAAAUGCGUUGAGGAAAUCGAAAAGUCAGCUCUUACAAUAAAGGGAAUAUACCGAGUUUCUGGAGUGAAAUCAAAAGUCGAGAAACUGGUCGAGGAGUUCGAGAGCGGAGCGGACAAGGUGGACCUCUCGGGAGUCAAUUGCCACGUGGUCGCCAGUGUGUUAAAAUUGUAUUUGCGACAACUUCCAGAUCCUCUACUCACAUUUGAAUUGUAUUCCAGCUUUGUGAAAUUAGCCAAAGAGUGGCCAACGAGCGAGGGUUCCAUGAGUGGCAGUGUGUCCGAGCUUGGUGCAUUGGUGCAGCAACUGCCCGCCGACAACCUCAACUGUCUGCGCUUCCUUGUGAAACACCUGUGCCACGUGGCCGCCCACUCGGACGCCAACCUGAUGCCUUCGGCCAACCUGGGCAUCGUUUUCGGCCCCACCCUGCUGCGCACGCCGAACGGACACACGUCCCUCAGCUGUCUGAUGGACACGGUGCAUCAGACGAGGGCCAUCGAGCUGCUCGUCGUGCACGCCGACGUCCUCUUCGGCGUCUCAAAGCACCCCAAAGACUGCAUCGUCCUGCAAGAACUGCUGCAGCAGAAACAGGGUGAGAGCCAGCAGGUUGUUGACCUGCCAGGGUACAUUCCCGAACAGGACGCCCUUUCCAGCCCAGAGUACGAGCCGGGCCCUAGCCAAGACGACAUUCUCUUCGGUUUCGCUUCGGACGACGAUAUACCUGAUUCGUUGCUUCCCGACUUCACCAACCUAGACUCUUACUCUCCUAUCCUGAGACGCAAUCUUCAUCAUUCCGGCUCUGCUAACAUCAUUAAGUGCUCCUUACGAGAUUACAAAGGACUAGAGGGGGUGACGUCUGAAAAGAAGUCGACCGCCAAUCCAGAGCCUCCCUCCAGUGAGCUCGUGCGCCUUUACAAGAGCAAAAGCGCUGUUGACCACAGGUCAGGGACUUCUUCGGACGCAAAACAGGCAGAGACGAAACUAUUUAAGGGUCGCAAGGAAAGCAUCGCCGACUCUGACGACGUCGACUCGCACCUCAGCAGCUCGGUGGAGAGUUCAAGUUUUCGCGACGAGAUGCUCAAACGCCACCAGCAACACUUGCUGAUUUCGGGACCGGGCUCGUCCAUGGAGGAGAGCCAGAGCGAAACAGAAGACGCGGCCAACGGUGGAAAAUCGGCGCUACCACGAAAGUUCAAAGAUUCAUCUGACGGAGCGCGAUCUGUAAAGACUUCCUCGUCCAGCAGCAGCCUCAUCCACUCGACCAAACACCACAUCAGCGUGGUCACCAGCCACCUGGUGGGGCGCCGGUCUUCUCGAAAGGACUCUGGAGCGUCCACCGCAUCCGUGACCAUCAGUCCACCAAUCGUUAUUCCCAAGAAGGCUGAAAAGGUGCUUGGCGAAACUAUAGUCCACAAAAUCACCCUUGUCGACGAAAACGAGAAGCCAUCAAGUAGUGACAACUCAAAACAUUAAAUAAAGUUGUAAACUGAAAAGAAAAAAAUCGAAUUGCAGAGGGGAAAUGUCAAUUUCCUCAGACAUAUAUAUGAUGAAUGUGGUGUCUGUGUAGUGCUGCUUGCGCUUAUCUGGCCUCACCAGAUAAUUUGAAUUGUGUAAAAUAAGUUGCAAAAAGUGUAAAUUUUUGCUGUUGUGAAUUAAUUGUUGGCUCACUAUCGACAGAAUACAGAAAUCAAAAGAAUUUAUUCAAUAAACCAAAAAGUAGGAUUAAAAGAAAUAAUUU